CAAGAGGAUAUUCAUGUAGAUGUGGGGCAGAGGUAGCCAUCAGUUUGUUCUGUUUAUACCACAGGUCUCAUCAGUGCUGUAAAAAUGCUGCUCACUAAGGUCUUCAGAACUGGUCUGCAGUCCGGGAUCCGUCUGCAGAGCACCAGCACUGUUGCAGCCAAAGCUACAACAGCUUCCAGCAGCCAUGCAGGAUCCUUUGGCUUCUCUUUUGAAAUGACAGAUCAGCAGAAGGAGUUCCAGCAGCUAGCAAGGAGAUUUGCGCGUGAAGAGAUGAUACCUGUAGCAGCCGCUUAUGACCGGAGUGGUGAAUAUCCUUUCCCCAUCAUCAAGAAAGCAUGGGAGCUCGGUCUGGUGAACGGCCACAUUCCACAGGAAUAUGGUGGAAUGGGCUUGUCUAUCUUUGACAGCUGCCUCAUCACAGAGGAGUUGGCUUACGCCUGCACAGGCAUGCAGACUGCCAUGGAGGCAAACUCUCUGGGACAAAUGCCUGUUAUUCUUGCUGGUAGUGAUGAACAGAAGAGGAAAUACCUGGGAAGGAUGACUGAGGAGCCUCUCAUGUGUGCAUAUUGUGUCACUGAGCCGGGAGCGGGCUCGGAUGUAGCCGGCAUCAAGACUCGAGCUGUGAAGAUGGGUGACGAGUACGUUGUUAACGGCCAGAAGAUGUGGAUCACCAACGGAGGGAAAGCUAACUGGUAUUUCCUUCUUGCCCGCACUGACCCAGAUCCUAAAUGUUCUGCUGGCAAGGCUUUCACUGGCUUCAUUGUGGAUGCAGACACUCCAGGAGUUCAAGUGGGAAGGAAGGAGAUGAACAUGGGCCAGAGGUGCUCUGACACCAGAGGUAUCACUUUUGAGGAUGUGAGGAUACCGAAAGAGAACGUCCUGAUCACAGAAGGAGCCGGUUUCAAAAUUGCCAUGGGUGCCUUUGACAACACCAGGCCCCCAGUGGCAGCAGGAGCUACAGGCCUGGCACAGAGAGCUCUCGACGAAGCCACCAGCUACGCCCUGGAGAGGAAGACCUUUGGCAAAGUUAUUGCUGAGCACCAAGUUGUGUCGUUCAUCCUGGCCGAGAUGGCGAUGAAGGUGGAGUUGGCCAGGAUGGCGUACCAGCGGUCUGCUUGGGAAGUGGAUCAAGGGCGCAAGAACACCUACUACGCUUCCAUCGCUAAGGCCUUUGCAGGAGACAUCGCCAACCAGGUAGCUACAGACGCUGUCCAAGUAUUUGGAGGCAACGGCUUCAACAGCGAAUACCCGGUCGAGAAGCUGAUGAGGGAUGCAAAGAUCUACCAGAUCUACGAAGGAACAGCUCAAAUCCAAAGGCUCAUUAUCGCCAGAGAACACCUGGGAAGAUUCAAGAAAUGAGCCCCUCCGUCUGACUUGUCUUCAGUUAUUUGUAGCUUUUCUGUACAUAAUGUGUUUCUGUAAUCUAUCUGGCCUCUUAAACUCAGGAUGCAGCUCAAAAUGUUGUUUGCCUUAAUGUGGUUUGUUAAUGCUGUGCUUCAUAGGGCUGAUCCAGACCCUCAAAACAGAGACCACUGUCGCAUAUCAUAAACAAAAUCUUUAAUAACUCAUGUUGCAUCUUAUUGCAUGACCAUGUCCUGUUUAGUACUGGUUAGCGCUGAGGUAAAUAUAUUUCUGUCAGCUGUAGGAAAAACCCUCAGCAGGUUGGAAAUGGUGGCAGCAGGGGACACAUCCUUUUUAAAAUGUAUUGAUUGUAGGAAAUAUUGUUUAACAUUUGAUGAGGAGCUGUUUCUUGUGUUAAACUAAAGCUGCUGAUGAUAAACGUGGACAUGAGUGACUUGAUCCAUUGACAGUCUGAUCACAAACUGUUCUCUCCAAGGAUCUGUUGUGCACAUUUGGGGUUGAGCCACAAGAUCAGAUGACAUUUUAAUGUUCGUAUUUGCCAUAAAAUCCAACUUUUUCUUCAUGCCUUAUUCUGCCUUUCACAUCUGCUUCUGCGCCUGUUUUAAAAGAUUAAAUUUGUAAAAUAACUGUUCGAGCAUGAAAAUACAUUUUUCACCAGAAUGUGUAGAGAUGUAUUAAUGUGUUCAACUGCACAAUGCUUUUCUACUUCAUCAGUUUCCUUCUGCCAGUUCUACAUGUAACACAAACAUGGCUGCAUCAGUUUUACAGGCCAGAUUUGACAGGUGAUGGGGGAUGUAUUGCAGUAUGUAGGCAGGAAUCCUGACUGUUUGCAAUCCUUUUUAAUAAAUUAUUCCAUCCA
Molecule: messenger RNA, 2221 nt
Organism: Melanotaenia boesemani (Boeseman's rainbowfish)
Lineage: Eukaryota; Metazoa; Chordata; Actinopteri; Atheriniformes; Melanotaeniidae
Gene: acadm
Product: acyl-CoA dehydrogenase medium chain
Exons: 12
Coding region: 85-1359 (424 amino acids)
Biological process (GO): fatty acid beta-oxidation; medium-chain fatty acid catabolic process
Cellular component (GO): mitochondrion
Molecular function (GO): flavin adenine dinucleotide binding; medium-chain fatty acyl-CoA dehydrogenase activity
Source: RefSeq, a predicted model, not a curated record